This is a messenger RNA of Fusarium subglutinans, 1551 nucleotides long. Its product is annotated as zinc finger domain protein. Bases 1 to 1551 code for a protein of 516 amino acids. The record is from RefSeq and is a predicted model, not a curated record. The transcript is spliced from 3 exons. NCBI's taxonomy places the organism in Eukaryota, Fungi, Ascomycota, Sordariomycetes, Hypocreales, Nectriaceae.
AUGGCUUCCAAUUCGCGUUCACCACUUCGAAGACUCCCCCUCGAGAUUGUAGCAAAUAUUCUCGGGCAUUCAGAUUCAAUUAAGGAGCUUGGAACAUCCAUCUUCAGUCAUUCCAUCUUUUACAAUGCAUUCAAAGCAAACUCUCGCUCCAUCGCCAAGAGCAUUAUCACUACGCAAAUUCCUGAGAAAAUAAUCCCGUAUGCAUUGCUGUUACUCGAGUCUGACCAUCAUGAGCCUGGAGACUUGGUAGCUCUCAGAGGGAUGCUCGCACGUUUAUGCCCACAGGUCCAUGGGACAGAUGAAAAUGUGGACGAUAUUACGAGCAGUCACCACGUCUCGGAGACCGCCAGCCGCCCGCUUUCGUUGAGCACACUCUCCAUGUCUGACUAUGCCUCUUUGAGCAGGAAUUAUGAGGCUAUCCUAUUAUUACGUCAGAUAAUGGCUGAAGAGUCUUUACCCAUUUUGAGGACUUUUGGGCUCAAAGAAGCGAAGACUCCACUCAGAACUGCCGAAAAAUUCCGGCUGGACAGAGCCUUCUACCUUUUCCAGACAAUUUGCAAUUUGUUUAGUUUCAAUGCAAGGCCAGAUGAUUUGAUAUUGACUCCUGGGCAGUAUUUGGAACUUGUCUCUGGAUCUCACGAAUACAUAGGGAUGGUUUUCUACUAUUUCUCGCCUUGGGUAAACCACCAGUUACAGAGCGUAUAUAGCUUUCUCGAAAGACACAUCGUCAGCUCUUUUCGUUACAUUGCUAAGCACGAUGUCGCAUAUGUUGCCUGGACCGAUACACAUGAAGUUAGUGAUCGGGAUGAUCUCAACAUUGAUGAAUUGUUCACCCGCGGUCUCUCUUUUCACUUAAAGCUCCACCAGACAAAGACCUUCGAGGCCAUAUCGCACUUGCUGAAACCGUCCUCCAAUCCUGUCACCCGAUGGGGUAUCUCGGAUGUUUUCGACUGUUUGACUGAUCCGAUGCAGUUCCUUGUGCGGGAACAGGGAAUGUGGACCACACAGGUCCAGGAUCUCACCGAAGAAGAAUUAGGUUUGAUACAGCGACCACACGAUGGAGAGUUUGAUGGUGUGAAGUCGAGCUCAUGCCGCAAUUGGAAGUGCGCCUUCGAGCGGCACUUAGUCAGCAGCUGUCGACUCGAUACAGAGAAGUCCUGGCUUUUGAGGUGCGCAUAUGUUAUGUGGGACUAUCCUGAUGUUCCUGAAAGCUUUUUGUCUGAAACGUUUCAACUCUUGUUCAACACUUGGAUCAAUUAUCAGGCUUUACCGGGAGAUUACCCGGUUAAUGUGGAAUGGGACCGGAAUCCAAUUUAUCUGUCCUGGCAGCAACGGAGGGGCAUCUAUGCGCGUGGUGGCGAGGGCUGGUGGCCUGCCACAGGGGUCGAUUUCAGCAGAGUCACCGGGCUCACAGAAAAGGAUAAGGAAGAGCUGAUAAUGGAAUGGAGGUCACGCGGUUGGGUGGAAUCGAUUAAGCGUAAACGGAGCGACAGUUCUAGCUCUCGCUCUUCGGUCGAGUCUACGAUAACUGUGCGUGAGCGUUACGCUUAA